Messenger RNA from Myxocyprinus asiaticus (Chinese sucker), 2695 nucleotides. Its product is annotated as gastrula zinc finger protein XlCGF8.2DB-like. The record is from RefSeq and is a predicted model, not a curated record. The transcript is spliced from 3 exons. NCBI's taxonomy places the organism in Eukaryota, Metazoa, Chordata, Actinopteri, Cypriniformes, Catostomidae. The coding region runs from base 165 to 1175 and encodes 336 amino acids.
AUUCAAGAAGAAGAACUGUCACCGAGGAGAGUCGAGUCGGUGUCGUGUCGUUCUCGUCCGUUUUUCUUUCGUUUUACAGGUGAAGUAAGAAGAAUAAGUUAUCAUGUAAACAGGAACAACUCCAAGCAAACCACUGAAGCACACUACAUACUAUUGGGAAAAAAAUGAUGUCUGUUAAAGAGGAGAGUGAAGACUUCAGUUAUCCAGAGCCAUGGAUAAUGACAUAUGAAGAUACCGAGGAACAAAGAGAUUUGAUGGAGGUAAAAGAGGAGAGUCAAGAACUGAAGGACUUUGAGGAGAUACAUCAGUGUGGUAUAUCUGAUAACCUCAGAACUGUACAAAAAUCCAGUUGCUCUCAGACUGAAAAUGAUUUCUCACAGAAAAGAACUCAAACAACAAAAGACCAAAAUUAUUUUGCCUUCUCUGAGUGCGGAAAGAGUUUCACACAAAAACAAAACCUUAACACUCACUUAAAACUUCACUCAGGAGAGAAGCUUGUCACCUGCCACCAAUGUGGAAAGAGUUUCACAAAGAAACAAUACCUUAGGUGUCACAUGAGAAUUCACACUGGAGAGAAGUCUUUCAUCUGCCAACAGUGUGGAAAGAGUUUCACACUGAAAGGAGGUCUUGAGAAGCACCUGAUAAUUCACACUGGAGAGAAGCCUUUCACAUGCCCUCAAUGUGGAAAGAGUUUCACACAAAAAGGAAGCCUUAAUAGGCACCUGAGUCUUCACUCUGGACAGAAGCCUUUCACAUGCCAUCAGUGUGGCAAGAGAUUCACACAAGAAGUAAACCUUAAAAGUCACAUGAGGAUUCAUACUGGAGACAGGCCUUUCACAUGUCUUCAGUGUGGAAAGAGUUUCAUCCAAGCAAGCCAUCUCACAACUCAUCUGCGGUUUCACUCUGGAUUAAGACCAUUUAACUGUGAUCAGUGUGGCAAAACAUUUGUAUUGGCAUCAUAUCUAAAAGCACACCUUACAACUCAUGCAAAUGAGAAGACAUACGUGUGUUCUUUGUGUGGAAAGAGUUUCAUUAGUCAAGGAAACCUGAAAACCCAUGAGAGCGUGCAUACUGGAGAGAAGCCACACCACUGCAUAUCAUGUGGAAAGAGUUUCACCCGGUCAGUUGGUUUACAGAUGCAUUUAGAAAAGCAUUGUCCAAUGCUGUCAAAGUGAGCAAAGUGCUGUCACAGUUUAUCUUUAAGGUCAUCACUUAUUAAAUGCAGCACAACACUGUUUUAAUGUAACAUCUUGACAGCCUGAUAACGGUCAUAGUUAUAAAAUCAUAAAAUCUAAAAAAUAUAAAUAAAGUAUAAUAAAUGACCUGUAUAACAAUUGCCUACUAGACUUGAUUGAAUUGAACUUUAGCACUGGAGCAGAUUCAGCUCACUGAACAAGUGGGAGGACAGAAGUGUGAAAGUGUAGGUGCAUAGAUUUUACUGAUCGGUUAGCUAUCCGAUCAUGAAAAGACCAAGUAAAGAUUAAUUUGAGACCGAUAUGAAUCCAAUCCUAGCUGUAGAGGUAGUUUGAGAUGUAUUACAGGCAAACUUUACAGUGCAAAAUGCUGCAGCUAGACUUUUUACAUGAACAAGGUCAUAAAGUCAUAUUACUCCAGGUUUAGCCUCUUUGCAUUGGUUACCUGUCCUCUUUAGGGAUUUGUUUUUUUAAAGAUUUUAUUAAUUACAUACUGUAUAAAGCAUUACAUAACUUGGCACCUGAAUAUUUAGCAGAACUAUUAAAACCUUACAAAAGAGUUAGACCUCUUAGAUCUUGUCAUGAACUGUUGGCUGUUCCAAGAUCCAGAUGUAAAACUAAAGGUGAUAGAGCUUUUGUAGUGAAGGCCCUACGAUUAUGGGACAGACUGCCCUGGGAUAUUAGAUCUGCUGAAUCUGUGUCUGUUUUUACUGUAAGUUUUGUUUAAAAACUUAUUUGUACAGACUUGCUAUUACUAUGUAUGUGAAUGCAUACUAUUCUACUACACUACUAUGUAAAUGUGUUAUGUUUAUGUUUUAUUAUGUGUUUUUGAUUUGAUUUUAUAUUGUGAAGCAGUUUGUGCUAAGUUGCUAAAAGGUGUAAUAUAAAUAAAGUUAUUAUUAUUAUAAGUGUAAAUGCAUCUGGCUGUUCAAGUCACAAAUCUAAACUUUACUCCUCCCAAACAUCGUUACGUCAACAUAUGGAAAAUGUGGCAUGUAACAGCUACAAAGCUACAGUCUAAAGAGGGGACUGUAACACCCUUUCCCCCAAAAAGAUCUACAAGAGGACUUAUUGAGUGAUCCAUAAGGGAGACAUCCAAAAUGUGUAGUGUUAGGGUGCUUUCACACUUGGUUAAAUUGCUUGGACCGACCCCCAGUUCGUUUCCUGCUGUCUUUGUUGGUCUCUGUUCGCAUCAUAUUUUUUGGAUCUGAACCACGGUCCGAUUGCGUCGUCAACGUGAGCCAGCUGUUUACCACUGUAACUAGGUAACAAGUGAAGAAGACAUCAGCUUUGCUGUAUUCUAAAAGUAUUCAUCUCUUUGGAUUUACCACCAAAACUUUACAUGGACAAAAUUACAAUUGUUUUUAUGCCACGGAUGCACUAAAUGUGUAAUGAUGUGAUGAAUGUUAGUGUUUGUUUGCCGCGAGCCCGUGGAUGCCUUGCAAGAAGGGAUGUCCGGACUCUUGAUUCAUUUUUUUAUUAGAAUGUGUACCGAUAUGUCA